UCAAGAGCAAAGUAUUUGGUUCCAGAAACUCAUAGAAAGCCAUGAUCACUUCAUAUUAUGAGUAUGAAUGAUAAAAACAGGCAUGUGUCUGUUCCACAACCCUUGCCUGCCAGUUAUGGUCCUCCAGUUCCUCCAGUUGGACCUGGUCCAGGUCAAGGUCCAUGUGUGGGACAGCAGCCAUGGAUGCCUAAUGCUAUCCAUCCUGCACCUUAUCACAUGCCUCAUCAAGGUUAUCCACCAGGCUAUAAGAAUAGCAGCUCUCCAAUUCGUGCAUCUGCAUAUCCUCCGUCAAUGCAUCAUGGCGGGUAUAUCCAACGUUACCCACCGUAUGACUCACAGUGCCAAAGUUUUCCAUUCAAUAAAGUUCAUGAAGGUCCAACUCGUCCACCCAACCCAACUUCAUAUUCCAUAGUAAGGCAUUUUAAUUCCCAACCCUCCUAUAAUGAAACACACAAAGAUCAUCAUAUUUCAAAAAAUUCCAUAGAUGUGUUUCCACAAAGUAAGAGUCCUCACCCCGGUCAAAACUCUACCAUCAAAGAAAAGAACAAUAUCCAGACUCUAGAAAAAAAUGGUAGGGAAGAGAUGCUAUCUUCCCCAUCCGAAGGAAAAAGUGAUUCAGAAACUAACAAUACUACAACAGAAUCUUGUCCAGAUGAUACCAGAUCUCCAACAAGUUGUGAUAAGCAAGAAAGUUUCUGUGUUGAUAAAAGCAACAGCUCCACUAAGUCAGUCGGUGAUUCAAACUCUCAUGUGGAUUUAGAAUCUCAUGCAAAGAAGUGUAAAACAAAUAAUAGUGAAAAUAACUCUGAGCAUGAUAGCCAAACAUUUUCUUCCAUUUCAAGUAGCAAUAACCACAAUAAGAAAGAAAACUCUACUAUUCAUCCUUCAUACGAAAUGAGGGUUCAUAAUCCAACUUAUCAACUUGGUGAUAAUAUGUAUGGUAUGUUUCCAGAAGGAGACAGACGUAUGCAUGCAAAUAAUAUACAACAUAAUCCAAACAUUGCAUUAAAUCCACAUCAUGCAAAUGAAUCUAUGCAUUAUGGAUAUAGAGUUUCACAACGCAGCACUUUGAGUGAUGUUGAUAAACUAUCCGAUCUAGAUUUCUCGGAAAAAAGCAAUACUUCUGAAAAUGUCUUCCAAGUUCCUUCAAUUUCUUCCACGACUCCACCAAAGAUUUUCCCACCUAUACCACCUUCUCCUAUAUCUGAGUCGUGGGAGGAUACGAAAUAUUAUGCCCCACAAGAAGACAUGGAUUCCGAAAAGGUCCCGCGAAAGAAGAGGAAAAGAUGUGGUGAAUGCCCUGGCUGCUUACAGAAGCAGAAUUGUGGAAGAUGUGGACCAUGUAGAAGUGUACGCAGUCACCAGAUAUGCAAAAUGAGGAAGUGUGAAUCUCUUAAGACCAAGAAAGAAAAGGCUGCUGAAGAAGCUGUUAAAGCUGGGAGGAAAGGCAGCAAAGAAUUAUUAAAUACAAAUAAUUUGGAGUGCCUCCGAAAUUCUGCUGACAUCAGUAGCAAAGUUAAUGGUGGACCUCAGCCAUAUAUCAAUCAAGGAGAUAGUCAGCCACCAUCAAAUUCUGCAACAAUGCAUUUGGGGAAUCAAGGCAUGCGUAAUUAUAUAGAUCAAUAUCAACCUCAAGGUGGAAAUAACUAUCAGCCUUCAGGAGUAUUAAAUACAUACAAUUCUACAGCACAAUAUGGAUCCUACACACCUCAAGUGCCGCCACAUGGACCUUCUCUGACAUCUUUGUUUGAUAGUAGAACUUCUAUGAGUAUAGAUGGAGCAAUGGACAUUGAGGGGGCCAAUACUACCCACCGUAUGACUAACAGUCGUUUAAAGACUUUAAUUCAUAAUAGGCAAAACCAAAGAGAUCAUGGACAAUUAAUACCUAUUUGUAAUCCUGUUCAUGAUUCAACAUAUAAUACAUCACUUCCUGUAUCUCCUGCUACGCCCCAGUCAUCAUAUGCACCUCAGUAUCUACCUCCUUCAAAUCAUCCGGAAAAUGCACAGAAUUCUAUGCAGUACUCUGGAAUAUCGGAAAAUUCCACUUCAUCAUUAAUGCAUUUGCAGCAGCUAUCGCCAAACGGCAUUGAACCCCAGCGGAAUUUUUCGCAAAAUUCUCAUCCUGCUCAUUGGCCUGAAAAUUCAUCUAGUGCUUCAAACAAGUCAUCAGAAAAUUCACCGUCAGUGGUGCAAAAAUCACCAAUAAAACCAUCUCAGAAUGGACAUAGUGAACAAUCUCCUGAAACUCAAACCAGUGAAGAUUUUAAAGCAGUCAAUGGCACUGAGCAGGCAUCAGAUACUUCAAGUAAUAAUUGUGCCUUAGAUACAACUAGUGAAAGAGUAGAAACACAGAAUAAUUCAUCCAAGAUUGCAUCUGAAGAUGAUGUUAAACCAGUCGUCACGAUAGCUCAAGAAACAGUUUCAAUACCUUGUGAUAAUGCCAACAGUCAAGUCACUAUGCCUCCUCCGGCUUCCCCUGCUCCUCUGAGGUACGCUGCACCAAAUCCAAGCUUUGUUCCCACCUUACCUCCACAUGUGUAUAGUCAUCUUCCACCCCCUCAUCAGACUUUGAAUUCUGGUAUUCCACUGCAGCAAGGUUGUAUGCCACCUCCUCCUCUGCCUCUUAUGCCUCCGGCUGUGCCACAUGCGUCUACAAAUGGUGGAACCAGUGCUUCCUUGAAUCCUAUUCCUGUGCCAAAUGAUACAAACUGUGAUGAGUCCACUCCAUCGUCUCCUUUUUUAUUGAAUACGACCACAUCUAUGAAUACAUAUACAAAUACUAUCAAUAUAUAUAAUUCGAAGUUAUCUUUUUCUAAUGCUACUUGUUUGCCAACUUUUGCUAUAACUAGUGUCAGCAAUUGUUCUCAUACAUAUGUCAGCUCACAAUCCUAUAAUUAUAGCAACCAGCAAGUACAUUUAAAUUAUUCGAAUAGUAAUACUAACAUGCUUCCUAAAGGGGGAGGCAUUCCAGGUUCAUGCAUAGAUAGUGGUCGUAUUCAGGACUCGUUCAACAGAUCAGACAUUCCACAAAACACUCAUCAAGACCUCCCCCUUUUACCAUCCACACCUAACUCCAUAACCCAUUUUCCCAGCAACAGUCCAAGAUUUUUUCAUCACAACCAGGACCCCAGUGUCUGUUCAACUCCAAUCACUAUGGAAGUAGAAAACAAAGACCUGGACUCUUUGGAAAGAAUCGAGAGAUUACGCAACAACACAAAGCUGGAACCUCCCCAGUGUGAUUGCCUAAAAAAUAAAGAAGUUCUGUCAUCUGAGAAGCUACCAUACUAUACUCAUUUGGGAAGUGGAUCUUCUGUUUCUGCUAUUCGAGAAUUAAUGGAAUAUAGGUUAGGUGAGAAAGGAAAUGCUAUACGCAUUGAAAAGUUACUAUAUUCGGGUAAAGAAGGUAAAACAUCUCAAGGCUGCCCUCUUGCUAAAUGGAUAAUUCGCCGUUCCGGACCAGAAGAGAAGCUUUUGACAGUUAUCCGUCAUAGACCUGGCCACACUUGCACGACUGCAUAUAUAGUUAUUGCUUUAGUGGCUUGGGAAGGAAUUUCACAGGCUGUAGCUGAUAUGCUGUACAAAACUGUCGUUUACAAAACAGUUAAUUUUGGAAUUCCUACUCAAAGAAAGUGUGGAACUAAUGAAAUGAGAACUUGUGUUUGCCAAGGUUUAGAUGCCGAAUCAUGUGGUGCUUCAUUUUCUUUUGGGUGUUCAUGGAGCAUGUAUUACAAUGGUUGUAAAUUUGCCAGGAGUAAGAAUGCUCGUAAAUUCAAGUUAACAGAAAAAGAUGAGGAACAAGAAUUAGAAGACAAAUUGCAGAAUUUAGCAACAAAUGUGGCUGAUUUAUAUAAAAAGAUAGCUCCAGAUUCCUUUCGCAAUCAGACUGAAUUUGAACAACAGGCAUCAGACUGUCGGUUAGGGCUAAAAAAAGGUCGACCCUUCUCUGGAGUAACAGCAUGUAUUGACUACUGUGCACAUUCACAUAAAGAUUUACAAAAUAUGAAUAAUGGAUGCACUGUGCUUGUCACGCUUAACAAACACAGAGGAUGGGAAAAACCAGAAGAUGAACAACUACAUGUGUUACCUCUGUAUAUGAUGGAUACAACUGAUGAAUAUGGCAGUCAAGAAGGUCAGGAGAAAAAGAUUGCAUCUGGUGCUGUAGAAGUUUUAAACAAAUAUCCUGUGGACUUCAGAAUAAGAACUACUCCCCUGAAACCCUGCAAAACUAGAGGACGCAAACCAAAAGACGGUUUUUCGCCACGUAAACAAGCAUUGCAAACCGCUUUCAGGCAGCUGAUUGCAAGUGGGAAGCUGCGCAAACUUGAAACUUCACUUCACAAUAGUAAUUUUAAAAGUAAUAAGUUAUAUCCUUUAUCGCCUCAUGCUGAUAGCAUUCAUCCUGUUAUCGGCAAUGAAAAAAUUAAAAAUGUAUUUGUCGAUAUUUACAAAGAUGAAUAUGUUAGUUCACGUGGAUUUGAUACAAAUGCAAAUGGAUUUGUAGUGCCUACAUUUUCCAAAGAGAAAACUGCAUGCAAAUUUUAUGCAGGAGAAAAUAUUUUAUCUAAUAGUGAAACUGUAACAACUACCCAAAAUACUCAUAAUAAUUUUGUACCUUCUGAUAAACACAAUCCAGGAACUUUUUCCAUCCAACAGUUGGAAAAAUAUGAAGAGCACAAACAAAGUAAAGUAACUGUAAACAGUUCCAUUUGUUCACCACCAAAUAGCAAUAACAAAUUUAUUGCUUCUUCUGCCGAUACUUCAUCCUUUGUUCAUCACUCGCAACCUCUAAAGGCUGAGCAUAUGGUUAGUCACUUUCAUAAUCCAUAUCAUUCAUAUCCUUAUUCACCGCACCUGCAGAAUAACUCAUAUUACUAUGAUGCACAAUUGCCAUUCCAUAAUCAGCCACCAUAUCAAUAUCCAAUGCCUAAUGUUCCCCUAAAGAUUCCUGGAAAUUAUAGUGCUGCAAGCAUGUAUCCAUACAGGAUUGAACAUUCCACAGAUAAAGUGUGUCUUUUAAAUAAUUUGCCUUAUUCAAAUGCUUUUCAAAGUUACAAUAAUAGUUCAAAUUUUGGAUCAUUCCCAAAAGUACCUGAAGUAUUCGAUGGAACAAAUAAACAGAAUACUUGCACAAAUCUUUCUUCAACAUAUUAUACCUCAUAUUCAUCGCCAUCGGAAUCUGAAAGCAACAUCAUCAAACCAACAAAUCCUACUCUAAGUCAAAAUAAGCAGCAAAAUCAUACGUUCAUGCAUUUAGAAAAAAAUUCAAACUUAAAUAAUGUUCAUGGGAAAAAAGACUUGCAACCUGAAGAAACAGAAUCAAAUUACACGUUGAGGGAUCUGGAUGCAAAGUCUGAUGACAACUUCGGAUCUAACAAUGGAGCAGUAAUUAGAGAACCCAUACAUUAUUCCAAAACGAGUGAUGAUAACAUGCAUUUAGGAGCAAAAGUCUCUCAGUGUGAUAACUAUACGAGGUCUGGAAAUACCUAUGAUAAUCAAGCGAAGAACUACAAUUAUCAUCUCAUGCAAUCUAGUCUGCAACCACAAAGUGAGAACUAUGCAAAUCCAGUGCCGGAUAGUAAUAUGAAUUUAGAUUUCAAGAAAUCUUUUCCAUUUGAUCAAUAUAAUCCUCAAGUUUCCGAAAGUUUUUCUAAAAAUAUGAAGUGUCCAGAAAGCUCAAAAUUUUAUAGAGAGAAAGAUAUUUUGCAUAAGGAACCUCAAAACAAAUUUUAUCAACAACAUACCAAUGAAAAUGCAAGUUACUCUUGUCAUGAAGAAACCAAUCAUUUAGGAUAUUUGACUUCAAAAUACAGUGAUAUUAGUGCGCAAGAAAAUGAAAACGUAAUAGAUUCAACGACUGCUACUUUUGAAGAUGAUGAAAUCUAUGAGGGCCAUUCUGAUAACGAGAGUAGCUUCAAGGAUGUUGAAGUUGGUGGGGUAGCUAUAGCCCUAACGCAUGGUUCAGUAUUGUUCGAAUGUGCCAAGCAUGAGUUGCAUGCCACAACAGCUGUGAAAAAGCCAGAUCGCAAGAAUCCGACUCGAAUCAGUUUGGUUUUUUAUCAGCACAAACAUUUAAAUUUUAAAAACCAUGGUGAAGCUGAAUGGGGACAGAAAAUGAAAGAAAAACGGGCUGCAGACAUGAAAGGUUUGAAAGAGGAUUUUGAUACUUCUCCUCAGAAAAAGCAGUGUUUACACACCGAAGAAAAUAUCAAAGAGCCAACUCCUAUAAGAUAUACUGGUACAACUCCAACAACUAGUUGGGUAACUGUAUUUUCUAUCGCACCACUUGCAGUUGGUGGACCUUUUGGACAUUGAGAGAAAAUAUAUUAUUCUAAAUUUACAGUGCUAUGUUAAUAUUACCCAAGCAGUAUAGCUCAUUUAAUAAGUUAAAGCUUGGAUACUAGUAGCUGCCUUCAACAGAUUUGAAAUUAAUCAAAGUAUUUAAUACGCGGUUGGCAUAUUCUUGUAGUAAGAUUAUAAUUUAAUUAAUAAGUAUAUAUCUCUUUCCUUUCUGCAGAAUUUUACGCAAAUAUACAGAAGACAUAAGGAAAUAUGAUUUUCAUAUGCUAUAUCAAAUAAGAAAUAAACUAGGAAAAAGUUUGUUAAAAAAAUGCAGGGACAUUUUUUAAAAAAAUCAUAGCAAUUUUAAAUAUUUCUUAGUGUUUUCAGUUUAAACCUACAUUUUUAUUCAGAAUCAUAAAACUAUUUUUCAAAUAUUUUAGCUUAUGUAAGAAAAGCUGGUCUCAAGUGUGUAUAUGUACACAUUAAAAUGAUAGAUAUAACAAUCUCCACAGUGAUGUGCUUUAAAUUGCUGCUUGUGAUUGAGAGAUUUUAAUGCAUGUUCAUACUUUUUUUUUAUAGUGAAUAACUAAAUUAAGCUAUGCAUUUCAAUGUGCUUUAAUAUUUGCUAAUGCAAUAAAAUGAACGAAAUAUAAAAUAUACUAUGCACAGAAUCUAUGCAAAUAUCUAGUUCCGAUGCACCAGCAGAAACAAAGGGUAACUUUGACAAACCACUGUAUAAAUACAUUAUACAUUUACCAUAAUGCAGUGCCUGAUAAAAAGACAUUUUAUACUGUAUAUUUAACAGGAUUACAUUUUAUAUUUUUAAACACUCUAUUGUACAGUUGUGGAGCCUGAGAUGCCAGCCUAUUUUUUUUAUCGAAAAAUAAAGAAUAAAAGUGUAUUUUACUCUUAAAAUAAAUUAGAAAAUCAGGUUUUUGCCUUGCAUGCAGUUUUCUCACCCAAUUUUUAUGCACAUGAUGUUUUUCUUUCUUAUGUUCGCAAUCUUAUUCAACAUUUUAGAAAAAAAAUUCUUCUCAACAUAAAAAAUCAUAAAAUAAGGCUUUUGUUGGAUGUCUUUUCAUCCAUAAGCUAAUUUCUUUGCAUUGAAAAAGGCAUUCCUUGUAACGCAGAAAUGCAUGUCUGCAGUAAUUUGUAAUUUUGUGCAAUUAAACCUUGUUAUUUCUUAUUUUACUUUUCAAGCACAAAGUUAUUUAUUUAACUCUUAUAAAAAUUUUUGUUAAAUUUUAGUUGGAAAUUGAUUGCAGUAUAUACAAAUUUAUUCUGUAACUUUAAAUUCCAUUCUCAUGAAGUAACAUGAUCUAAAUAUGUUUCAGAAAAAUGAUUUGGCAUUUAUUUCAUUAAUCAUUGCAUGUAUUUAUUUAUUGAACCACUUAUUUAUUACACGCAAUAACCAAACAGCUUAUUAAGGAAUCCAGACUGCAGUUUUACUCUUACUUAGGAUUAUUUGUCUGAAAAACUCAAUAUAGUGAGCUGUUCCAAGAUAGCGGACCCUCGAUGUUGUGUUAAAAUUAAUUUAGCUACCACUGAAGGUAAUCUUAGCUUAGUUUACUACCUCCAGCUUUUUUAUAGCAGAUCGAUUAUCCCAACCAACUGUAGUUGGAUGCUGUAAUGAGCUGUUUUGGUAUUUGCUUGAAGUUUAGCCUUGGUCUGGCUAAGGAGUGGUCAUUCUCAUGUUCACUUAUUUAUUAUUUUCUACUUAUUGCAUCAAAUUGUAAUGCAUUUAUUUAACCAUUUCUGAAACAUUUACACAAGAAAAAGUUUCUUGCUUGAUAUUUCUUAUCGCAUUUUUUAGGUAGGGGUGGGGAAUUAUUAUAGUUUUUAACUUUACUUCAAUUAUAAUUCAACAAAUUUGGAAAUUUUGUUUUAAUAUUUCUCUCUGUAACAAAAUUUAUGGUGUAGAAACUAAUUGUUUUUAUUACUGUUUUUGUUUUCAUGUUUAUAUGCACAUUUUAAGUUGAUGAAUUAUUAGUCAUUGUUUGAAUUAACGUUUUUUGGUCAUGCCAUGCUGAAGGAUAAAAAUGUGUACUUAAGCAAUGUACCUCAUUAAGAUAUGGAGGAAAGACUUGUAGAUGACUUUUUAUAACAGUAUUUUAUCAUCAUUUUAUAUGAAUCACUGCCAAAUAUUUCUUUUUAAUCCAUUAUUUCUGUAUUAAUCAUUCAUCGAAAUCAUUCACAUAAUCAUUCUUCCCACAAGUUUAAUGAAUCGUUUAGAAAUUUUUUUUUUUAUAGAUUCAUGACUUUUUUUGUUGUACAUUUUACGAGCAAUCGAUUUCAAAUAUUUUUGUAAAGAAGAUGUAAAUACUAUAUAUAAUGUCUGAAAUGACAUUGUUGACAAAUCCCAGCUACUCCUCAACACCAAGAGCUGAAUUUAUAAAAGCCACGUAGGAAACUAUAUUCAAAGAUGCAGUUAUUGUGUAUGAAGUAUGUAGUUGUUUACAUUUUAAACAUUUGUAUGUGAUGUAGAAUUUGUCGUACGUAGUGUCACUUGUAUUGUAAAAUGAUGUUUGUCGGUUUUUACUAUUCUAUGUAGCUGCAAAUUAUAUGUAUUAAAUUAUUUUUG
Uloborus diversus is the source of this 8860-nucleotide messenger RNA. It is a transcript of the gene Tet, whose product is annotated as methylcytosine dioxygenase tet3-like. Gene Ontology annotation, molecular function: DNA 5-methylcytosine dioxygenase activity; DNA binding; zinc ion binding. The transcript has 12 exons. The record is from RefSeq and is a predicted model, not a curated record. NCBI's taxonomy places the organism in Eukaryota, Metazoa, Arthropoda, Arachnida, Araneae, Uloboridae. The coding region runs from base 58 to 6312 and encodes 2084 amino acids. Gene Ontology annotation, cellular component: nucleus. Gene Ontology annotation, biological process: positive regulation of transcription by RNA polymerase II; oxidative demethylation.